This is a messenger RNA of Trichoderma aggressivum f. europaeum, 1083 nucleotides long. RefSeq lists its product as uncharacterized. Gene Ontology annotation, biological process: proteolysis. Gene Ontology annotation, cellular component: fungal-type vacuole. NCBI's taxonomy places the organism in Eukaryota, Fungi, Ascomycota, Sordariomycetes, Hypocreales, Hypocreaceae. The coding region runs from base 1 to 1083 and encodes 360 amino acids. The record is from RefSeq and is a predicted model, not a curated record. Gene Ontology annotation, molecular function: serine-type carboxypeptidase activity. The transcript has a single exon.
AUGAUCAUCUCCAAAGGCGCCAUUGCCUCGGGCAUCCUGCUCGCAGGCAGCGCGACAGCUCAUCUACGGCUUCCCCCGUUCUUUGCGGCCAAGCAGCACGCUCUGGGCCCUUCUGCCAAAGCCCAACUUCAAAGCUUCGGACUCGGCGAGCAGCAGCCAUUGACCGGCUCAAACAUGGGAACGGCCUCUUCAUCAGACAAUGUCCCUGCCUUCAAGGCCGGCCAAUUCACUCUGACACCACAAGACGACUCUACAUGUGCCACGUACGGCGAAUCUCAAUGGACCGGCACCGUCGACGUGACGGACUCGCACCGCCUCUUCUUCUGGUUCUUCGACAGCCGCAACGACCCCGUCAACGACCCCGUCGUUGUCUGGAUGAACGGAGGGCCCGGCGGCAGCUCCAUGCUGGGCCUCUUCAACGAGCUGGGAGCGUGCUGGCUCGAGGCCGGCGCAAACACCACGGUCCCAAACGACUUUGCCUGGAACAACAACGCUUCGGUGCUCUUCCUGGACCAACCCGCCGGCGUCGGUUUGUCGUCCCGCUCCCGAGACUCUCCCAUCCAAGCAUACGACCUCGACGGCGCCUCCGACUUCCAGACCUUCCUCAACAUCUUCUUCGGCGAAAUCUUCCCCGACCGCGCCCGCCUGCCCAUCCACAUCGCCGCGGAGUCCUACGGCGGCCACUACGGCCCGACCUAUCUAAAUCAUAUCCUGGACUCGCGGAGGUUCAACUCUCGCGAUGCCUUCCGCGGCAACAUCACUUCGCUGAUCCUGGUCGACGCCGUCGUCGACUUUGCCGCCCCCGCGGUGGGCGUGUACGAGUUCCUGUGCAAAGGGUACGGCCACCACGGCAAGAUUAUGAACGACACGACGUGCGAGGCGCUGAGGCUGAGCGUGCCCAAGACGUUUGAGCUGGCGAGGAACUGCGACGCCAGCAGUGAUGGGUACGAGUGCUGGGGCAUGAUGACGUUUCUGGAAGAGGUUGUGCAUCCGUAUUACUAUGCCGAAGUCGAGGCAGGCAAGAGGAAUCCGUUCAACGGCGAGUCAAGCUUCUUCCAAGUGUCUGAAACCGUAAUUGUCUAA